Molecule: messenger RNA, 2242 nt
Organism: Tupaia belangeri chinensis (Chinese tree shrew)
Lineage: Eukaryota; Metazoa; Chordata; Mammalia; Scandentia; Tupaiidae
Gene: PRF1
Product: perforin 1
Exons: 3
Coding region: 166-1830 (554 amino acids)
Biological process (GO): defense response to virus; T cell mediated cytotoxicity; immunological synapse formation
Cellular component (GO): membrane
Molecular function (GO): calcium ion binding; wide pore channel activity; pore-forming activity
Source: RefSeq, a predicted model, not a curated record
AGCAGGAAGCAGGUGAUCAGCGGUCCAGGGGACGAGCAGUGGGGCAGGCCGCGUGGGGGGCUGCACCACCAUUUCAGGAGCCUCUGGUGGGGAGAGGCAUCUGGGCAGAAGCUUCUCCACACAGGACUCCAGCUUCUCAGAGGCCAGUCACCUAUCUGCAGCUCCAUGGCCGCCAGCCGGCUCCUCCUGGGCACACUUCUCCUGCUACUGCCCUUGCCUGUCCCGGCCCCCUGCCACACGGCCACACGCUCAGAGUGCAAGAAGACCCACAGCUUUGUGCCCGGUUAUGAGCUGGCUGGGGGAGGUGUGGAUGUGACCAGCCUGCGCCACUCAGGCUUCUACCCUGUGGACACGCGUAGGUACCUGCGGCCCGACGGCACCUGCACCCUCUGCAAAAACGCCCUACAGCAGGACGCGCUUCAACUCCUGCCCCUGGCGCUCACCGACUGGCGUGCCCAGGGCUCUGGCUGCCAGCGCCAAGUGGUCAAGGGCAAAGCCAGCUCCACAGAGGCCGUGGCCCGGGAGGCUGCGGGCAGCAUCACCAACAACUGGCAGGUCGGGCUGGAUGUGACUCCCAAACCCAGCAGCAACGUGCACGUGUCCGUGGCCGGCUCGCACUCCAAGGCGGCGGACUUCGCAGCCCAGAAGACCCACCAGGACCAGUACAGCUUCAAUAGCGACGUGGUGGAGUGUCGCUUCUACAGUCUGCACCUGGUGCACGCUCCCCCACUCCAUCCUGAUUUCAAGCGGGCCCUCAGGGACCUGCCCCCCCACUUCAACGCCUCCACUGAGCCCUACUACCACAGGCUCAUCUCCAACUACGGCACCCACUUCAUGCGGUCCAUGGAGCUGGGUGGCCGGAUCUCAGACCUCACCGCCCUGCGCACCUGCGAGCUGGCCCUGGAAGGGCUCACAGCUGACGAGGUCGGGGACUGCCUGGCCGUGGAGGCUGAGGUCAGCAUAGGCGGCCGCGCCAGUGCCUCCGCCGAGUCCAAAGCCUGCGAGGAGAAGAAGAAGCGGCACAAGCUGACCACCUCCUUCCACCAGGCCUACCGAGAGCGCCGCUCCGAGACGGUCGGCGGCCACCACUCCACCUUUCAGGACCUGCUGUUCGGGAACCAGGCUGGGCCUGAGCAGUUCUCAGCCUGGGUGGCUUCGCUGUUUGACAGGCCCGGCCUGGUGGACUACAGCCUGGAACCUCUGCAUGUGCUCCUAGAGAAGCAGGACCCACGGAGGGAGGCGCUGAGGCAGGCUGUGAGCAAGUACGUGACAGACAGGGCACGCUGGAGGGACUGCAACCGGCCCUGCCCACCAGGCCAGCAGAAGAGCUCCCGAGACCCGUGCCAGUGUGUGUGCCACGGCUCGGCGGUCACCACCCAAUGCUGCCCGCGGCAGAGGGGCCUGGCUCGACUGGAGGUGAUGAAAUUCCAGGCAGCAGGUCUGAAGGGAGACUGGUUCACUGCCUCGGACGCCUACGUGAAGGUCUUCUUUGGUGGCCAGCAGCUGAGGACAGGCACCGUGUGGAACAAUAACCACCCCCGGUGGACAGCACGGCUGGACUUUGGGGACGUGGUCCUGGCAACAGGGGGGCCCCUGAGGGUACAGGUCUGGGAUGCAGACAACGGCUGGGAUGAUGACCUCCUUGGCACCUGCGACCAGACUCCAAAGUCUGGCCCCCAUGAGGUGAAAUGCCACCUGAACCAUGGUUACCUGCAAUUCUUCUACCAGGCCAAGUGCCUGCCCCACCUGACAGGGCCAACCUGCAUGGAGUAUAUCCCCCAAGGGCUUCUGGGGGAGCCUCCAGGAAACCGGAGCGGGGCUGUGUGGUAGGAACAGUGAGCUCUAGCAAGCGAGCAUGCUCAAACUCAUAUUCCCACUGGACAGUCGGAAAACUGACGCUUCAACCUUUUUACUGGGGUGGCAGACUUUAUAGGCCAAGUCUCUCUGUCCAACUGCCUUAGCCCUCUAAUACUCUCGAGCCCUACCCACAGCAAAGCUCCAGCCAGCAGCUGGUGCACAGAGCGGAGCACAAGUCUUGUAAGACCUUCCCUCACAGUCCUCCCGCACAGCUAGUCCUUCAUCGUAUUCAGUCUAAGCCCUCCUGCCCCAUCUGCUCCGUUCGCCCUCUUCUCUGCCCACCAUCCUUGCUGCUCAGAUAAAUCCAGGGUUGUCUUGACCUGUUCACUGUGUACAUGGCUUGAUGGGGAGUCAAUAGUCAAUAAAUAUGAUGCAAUGUGGACCA